AUGGCAAAGAAACAAAGACAAGUGCAACACAACGAGCCCCACGACAUUGAGCAUCUGGGUGCAGCCCCAAAGGUGCGGGCCUCGCGCGAGAUGGUGUUUGACUCUCUGGAGGAGUUUGAAAACUACAUCAUGGACGAAAGUUAUGAUAACGAGUUUGAUAACAUGGAUGUUCACCUACAGUAUCUGCCUCCGUUCAUCAUGUCGGAGAUCCAUUCCAACGAGGAGAACAUCAAGCCGCAGAUGAAUUCGCUGAACAAGAAGUUCCGUCGGCAGCUACAGCAUCACGUGCAGAAGCAUCUAAUGCCGGAGAUCAACAAGAUGAGCGGUAUCCACUACAAGUUCACGAAAGCGGGGGAGAGCCAGGAGUAUAACCAGUACGGAACAUCGUCGGUUUAUAAAUGGCACUAUAUGGAUGAGUCGAACCACGGGUUCGAGGAGUCUGAAAUAAGGUCCUCGCACACAAACGUCAUGAGACCAAAGUACUGGUUGUUUUCUGGCCGGCAUCCUUCAAUGAACAGACCGCCGAUCACUUUGGCCAAGUUGGAAGCAGGCAUCUUGUUUUGCUGGUUGUACUCGUCCACCAUCUUAAGAUGCUUGACGAACCGUGCCAGUAGCGUUCUGUUGCACGACGGCAGUUUCGCCAUGAUCUCCUUGUACUGGUCGAAUCUGUCGGUGGACUGGGCAAGCUGUUUGAUUUUCUCAAACUCCGGGAUCACAGAGUUGGUGAUCAACGGUUCAGGAAGCUCUCUGAAAAACAGCUUGAUCACUCCCGUGAGGUUGUGCACGUCGAAAACGAGCUGGUGCUCCAUGUUGAGGUCUCCGUUCAGAUCCACCACCUCUCUGAUCUCGUUCAGAACAGAAACAGACGCAGACUUACGGUACAACCCAGUCUCCUCGAGUCCCCUGUACUCUAUUUCGCUCAUCAUCUUCUCAAUGAUGCCUGGGAUUUCGCGGCUCUCACGCUCGCAGAUGAACUCCAGCGGAACGCCAAACACAAAGUUGUGGUGCGUGUACUUGUUGGCGGACUUGGACCAGAACCAGUGCUUCUUGGCGAAGUUCAGCUGGUACAGCCAGUCGUUCUUCUCUGGGUCGCUGAUGGCCUGGAAACUCAGCUCCUGGGACGGGCUGCUCAGCUUAAACGAUGACGGGGUUUGGUACACUGGGAAGAUUGUGUACUCCUUCAAAUUCACUGCCACCACUGGUCUCUGCUUCGAGUCGAUAAAGUCGUCAGCAACGCCCAGCUCGUCCACUCCCGAGAUCCGCUCGCCGUGGCCCAUGUUGACGCUGAACGGUCUGCUCUUGAGCAAUCCGCCCAGCUUGAACUUGCUGCUGCUACUGCUGCUGCUGGAAGGCCGGAUCGGAACGCUGCGCGAGACACGAACACUGUCACGACGGUGGUCUCUGUGUGUCUCGCGAGGAGCAGUCCAGCUCUGGGUCUGUUUCACCAACAGUCGUCUUCUGGAAGCCUCGAUGGCCAGCAACUGUUUCUGCUGCUCCAGCUGGCGGGAGAAGAUCGGCUCUGUGCUUGGACACAGCUCGGCGAGCGUUGGCAGCAUGCAACUGCACUCAAACAGGAACCCGAAAGGAGUCUCCAGCGGGGAAGACUCGGAAUCAGGCACGUUGUCAAGCGUGUUGGAAAUACAGUUACAUCUCACUCCAGCAGGAAACUUGUUGACGAGGUACUGUCCGUUCGAGUCCUUCACACUGGCAAGCCAGCAAUACACGUUGGAAACAACCAUCUUGUCCUCAGCAACAUCCACUGGCUGGGAGUCGUAUUGCGACAAACUGAGCGGCGACUCGCUCGCAUGGGUCUCCAGGAUCUCAAACGUGUCUAUCCAGUCGUGCAGCGUUGUCAGACUGUACAAGGAAGCCAGAGUAGUAUCGAGAUCUUCAACAAACUUGGUCAGCUUGUCCGAGUCGCCAGAUCUUGGCAAAAGUCUGUCUGCUGGCACGAUGGUCAGAUUCGACGUAAAUACAGGAACAAUUGGUCCCGUUUGCGGCCUGUAG
Molecule: messenger RNA, 2007 nt
Organism: Ogataea philodendri
Lineage: Eukaryota; Fungi; Ascomycota; Pichiomycetes; Pichiales; Pichiaceae
Exons: 3
Coding region: 1-2007 (668 amino acids)
Biological process (GO): energy reserve metabolic process
Source: RefSeq, a predicted model, not a curated record